AUGUCGCCGGGCGGAGGAGGAGCGGGCAGCAAGGGACCGCAUCCGUCGUCGUCGUACAAAUCGGUCCCCGUGUUGAUCGGAACUGAAACGUCUGGUGAGUCGAGUUCUAGGGCGUGUCAGUACGUCUUUGGCUUUUUUCAUCACGAUUAGUGAUAUUGAUGUUAAAAAAGACACAGACGAGCCUUUUCCUACCUAGUAACAAUAAAAAUAGAUGAUAAAAGUGGCCGUAAAAUCAGAAAUAUGCAUUUGACCCGAUCUCAGCUCCUUUAGCGAUCAAACAAAUUCCGGCGGACGCGACACGCAUCGAAUGCGGCAGCUACACGUCGGCCAACUCGUACAGCAUUGAUCAGCUGCCGGAACAGCCGAUGAUCGGAGGAUUCGUCGGAGUGCCGAACGGGGAUGUAAGGAGUUUUGAAAAAGAGCGAUUAUUGAUUGAUUGGGGAGUUUUUGCAGUUGGAAGCACACAUUGCGGACGCGUGCAAGGACAUUUCGAGCGACGACGACGAGGAGAAGAAGCGGAAGAUGGCGUCGGCGGAGAGGGCGGGGCCGAAGAACAACGACGACAUUAUCGAGGAGUUCUUCGACACGGAGUCGUCGGCGCCGUUCGCUCGCAACGGAUCCGCGGGCAAGGCGACGUCGGCGAAGAAAAAGAAGACUCCGCCGGCUUCUGCGCCUCUUCCGGCCAUGCCAUCCGCCUCCUCGGCGCCAUCAAAAUCCUCGAAAAGGACAAACGGGUCUCGCCGCGAAAAAUCGAACGAUUCGGACGAUUUCAGCUGCUUCGACAUGGAGGAUAUUUGA
Caenorhabditis sp. 36 PRJEB53466 is the source of this 798-nucleotide messenger RNA. The record is from the annotation of a GenBank genome assembly. Lineage: Eukaryota; Metazoa; Nematoda; Chromadorea; Rhabditida; Rhabditidae.